ACCUUUAUUUGUUCCCCAUAAGUCAGAAGCUCGACCCCAGGCACAGGCAGCCCUCCGUUCAUUCCAUUCGUUCUCAGAUUCACAGGACACAACGGAAAGAAAGAGAACCAAAGGACGACUCACACACAUAUCUUCCACGUCAACGUCCUCAACUUCUCAACCGAAAUCCCAGUUUCUUCUUCCCCUUGUAUAUCCCAUUGCGUGAAGUUUUCGCCCAGUUACUGCCUUCCUUCCUGUUUCUGUGGCCUUCACCUAACAUUGUUUCGCUCACAAGAUUUCCUCCCUCAAAGUGGGUUUGGAGCAGAAAUUCCUGACUGUGGGUUCUCAUGGGCAACUCAUUUGGGUGCUCUGCCUCCGGCGAGAGGCUGGUGUCGGCGGCGAGGGAUGGUGAUUUGGUUGAGGCCAAGAUGCUUCUGGACUUUAACCCUUGUCUUGCCAAGUAUUCUACUUUUGGUGGUCUCAAUUCACCUCUCCAUUUCGCAGCCGCCAAGGGCCAUAACGAGAUUGUGGCAUUGUUGCUUGAAAGUGGUGCUGAUGUGAACUCGAGAAAUUAUUGCGGGCAGACGGCCCUGAUGCAAGCUUGUAGAUAUGGACAUUGGGAAGUUGUACAGACCCUUAUGCUUUUCCGAUGCAACGUUAUGAGAGCAGAUUAUCUUAGUGGGAGGACAGCUCUCCACUUUGCAGCUGUAAAUGGGCACGUGAGAUGCAUCAGACUUGUUGUGGCUGACUUCGUUCCAAGCAAUCUUAAUGAAGUUAAAGAUGUUGGCUCAGAUGCUGAAAGAGCUAACGGCUCAAAUGUGAAGAACAAGCAUGAUCAGAGUGCGUUGUCCAAGUUUGUAAAUAAGACAGCUGAUGGUGGUAUCACUGCACUUCAUAUGGCCGCUUUAAAUGGGUAUUUUGAUUGUGUACAACUACUACUUGACCUUAAUGCAAAUCUGUCAGCUGUGACAUUUCAUUAUGGAACGUCAAUGGAUUUAAUAGGAGCUGGAAGCACUCCAUUGCAUUAUGCUGCUUGUGGGGGAAAUUUAAAAUGUUGUCAGAUCCUCCUGGCAAGGGGUGCAAGUCGGAUGGCUUUAAACUGCAAUGGGUGGCUUCCUCUUGAUGUUGCUAGGAUGUGGGGGCGCCAUUGGCUUGAACCGUUGCUGGCACCCACUGCUGAUGCCACAAUACCGACAUUCCCUUCUUCAAAUUACUUGUGCUUGCCUCUCAUGAGUGUGCUUAACAUAGCCAGGGAGUGUGGAUUGCAGUCAUCUUCGCCCUCCCCUCAUGAGACUGAUUUAUGUGCUAUCUGCCUGGAGAGGCCGUGUUCAGUAGCCGCAGAAGGAUGUGGACAUGGGCUUUGUGUUAGAUGUGCACUCUAUCUUUGCUCAACCAGCAACGUUCCUUCUGAAAUGCUUGGCCCUCCUGGCUCCAUACCUUGCCCAUUGUGUAGGCACGCAGUUGUGUCUUUUGUCAAGUUACCUGGUUCUCAUGCAAAAGAAAAUAAACUGCAUGUGUCUCUUGGCCUAUGUACCCCAUGCAUGCUACAUCGUGACCCAGAUCGGCCUCCCCUUUCUCACACACCUGAUAUUCAAGGAAACCGUGUGGCUUCUGUGCCUUCAGAUAUACUCUGUCCAGUCACUUGUAGCCCAUUCCCAUCUAUGGCAAUUCCACUGUGUACCUGUAAUGAUGGUCCCUGUCCUUCAUAUGAACCCCGUGAAGCCGAAACAGAAGAUGAAUCACGUUCACAAGCAUCGACAGUGGAUCAGGAUAAAAUGGAAGGGCCAAGACUGGAGAAGACAACUUGUUCAAGCAUGUUUUGGGGUAGAAGAAGUUGCAGCAGGGAGCACCGGUGCAACUCAGAAAUAAAUGCCUGACCAGUUUGGUGGUUGUAUCGCCGUUGUGGAUACAAGUACAGACCCGUCAACGGGUCUGUUUUGCUUCACAGGCUGUAUACCCUAGAUGUGAUAAAUACAGGUCCGUUUUCUUUUGAGGCAUCCUGAACACCCUCUAGAUGCCUGCAUAUGGUAUUUAGGGAGAGUUUGUAAAAUUAGUGCUCUUAGAUUGUAACUGAUUGCUAUUGGAUUUCAUCUGAGAAAAGAAAUAGUGAUUUUUUACAGGAAAAACUAAGGGAGACGCCUCCUUUUCUUUUAGGGUGUGUAUUAGAGUAGCAAGUUCUUUUAUGUAUAUUAUGUUUCUCCGGAAAAUUUAAGGUAUACAAAGAGCGAAUUUGGGGAGUUAAGUGGCCCUGUGAAAUAGUGGCUUUCGCAACAGUUGCCUUUGUGAUAAUAUGAUCUAAUUUUAAUA
Neltuma alba is the source of this 2286-nucleotide messenger RNA. Its product is annotated as E3 ubiquitin-protein ligase XBAT33. Gene Ontology annotation, molecular function: protein binding. The transcript has 10 exons. The record is from RefSeq and is a predicted model, not a curated record. Bases 327 to 1856 code for a protein of 509 amino acids. Lineage: Eukaryota; Viridiplantae; Streptophyta; Magnoliopsida; Fabales; Fabaceae.